This is a messenger RNA of Oryza sativa Japonica Group (Japanese rice), 1876 nucleotides long. RefSeq lists its product as uncharacterized. NCBI's taxonomy places the organism in Eukaryota, Viridiplantae, Streptophyta, Magnoliopsida, Poales, Poaceae. The record is from RefSeq and is a predicted model, not a curated record.
CCAUAUCCCUGCGUAAUUUGUGCCUAAGAAGAAAAGAUUGAGGAAAUCCCCCGUCCGCUCGCCGUGGACUCCGACUCCUCGCGAGUUCGCCGCCAUCGCCGAUCCCCAUCCAUCCCGCGAGUAGAGCAGAGCAGCGCCGCAGUCGUUCGUCGCCCUGCUGCUGCUCCCCGCCGCUGGGCUUGAGGAAAUCCCAGGAUUGCGCUCGCUGGCGUCGCGUGGCAGCUCCAACAAGUUGAACUGUAUUGCAGGUUUCAGUGAUCCUUGAACAAGCUUAUUGAAGAUGCCAAAUGCAGAGAGCAGUUUGUUCAAGAUGCCAACUGCAGAUGCAAAUAUUGCUGCCCUGCACAAGGAAUGGGACGAUGCAUUGUGCCCAAUUUGCAUGGAUCAUCCCCACAAUGCUGUUCUUCUGCUGUGCAGUUCCCAUGACAAAGGAUGCAGAUCCUAUAUAUGCGAUACAAGCUAUAGACAUUCGAAUUGCCUAGACAGGUUCAAGAAAAUGAAAGUAGACCACAAUGACGGUUCGUCACAGCAAAGUUCAUCGUUGCCUAGGGACAUAAGUAGCCAAAAUGUACCCCAGAGAUCUCAUUUUGAUCCCACUGGAGAAAUCCAAACAGGCAUAUCUGAAUCCCAUGAAAUUUUCAAUCAUCGAGAUGCUAUCCAAAGCUCUGCUGGCCUAUCUGGACAGCAGGGAGAAAAUAGCUAUAAUCAAGAUCUAGAUUUGACUUUGGAAGCUCAGCAAAGAGAGAGCAGUAGCACUGUGGAGUCAAGUGAACUGACACGCUUGAACCAAUUGGCAUGCCCAUUAUGUAGGGGCACUGUCAAAGGCUGGAAGAUCAUCAAAGAGGCCAGAGAAUAUUUGGAUGAGAAGUCGAGAUCUUGCUCGCGGGAAACAUGUGCAUUUUCUGGCAACUACAGGGAGCUCCGUAGACAUGCCCGGAGAGUCCAUCCCACAACAAGGCCUGCUGAUGUGGAUCCAUCAAGACGCCGUGCAUGGCACCGCCUGGAGCACCAGCGUGAAUAUGGUGACAUACUAAGUGCAAUCAGGUCGGCUAUGCCCGGAGCAGUUGUGUUUGGUGAUUAUGUUGUUGAAGGGGGUGACAUGUUUUCACCUGACCAGGAAGGAGGCAUGCCAAAUGAACCAAGUGGAUCUUUGUUGACAACAUUCUUUCUGUUCCAUAUGAUCAGUAGUAGUCCGAUGAGAUCAGGAGAUGAGAUAAGAGGCUCAUCGAGGGGCCUGAGAAGGCAGAGGCGCCGUUAUUUAUGGGGAGAGAACUUACUAGGUCUCCAAUAUGAAGACGAGGACGAGGACGAUGAGGAGGAAAACCUAGAUGAAGAUGUUCAAAGACCAAGGAGUCGCCGGAGAUUUGUAAGAUCAAGGUCGGAGGAGCGAUCCUAAUGCACCACCUGGGUAAUAAACCUUCGUUGCUCGUUGUGAAAUUCGAUCACCAUGAAUCGUUGAUGAUUCCUUGCAUGAUCCUAAAAAAAUGUCAGUGGACUAGUGGAGUUGCAGGUGGUCUGCUGCUUUGAAUGGCAACAUAUUGUGUUCAUCCCUGCAGUAGAAGACCCGAGGCAAAUGGGUUAAUUGGAUUAUCUAGGUGCAUUCCAUCCGUGUUGUGUUCACAAAGCCUUCUGUAAUAUGAUGUAGAGAAUAGCUGAAAUUGGCAUGCUUAGGGCUUGACACUUGCUCAACCAAAAAUGCUCUUAAGCUCUGUUGGUGUUGUGGAGAUGCAUCAUAAGCAGGGCUGCCUCGUGAGCAGUUUGGCCAUUUGUUGUAUAGAGUAUCUGCAAAUACAUUGUACCGAAUUUGUUCGUGUUGCUGCUGUUCUACUUUGAUAUCUUUGUUCAAUGGGAAUUUUAGAAUCAAAUUUCGUCCAAA